Messenger RNA from Thamnophis elegans (Western terrestrial garter snake), 696 nucleotides. Its product is annotated as protein FAM71C-like. The coding region runs from base 1 to 696 and encodes 231 amino acids. The record is from RefSeq and is a predicted model, not a curated record. NCBI's taxonomy places the organism in Eukaryota, Metazoa, Chordata, Lepidosauria, Squamata, Natricidae. Gene Ontology annotation, cellular component: nucleus. The transcript has 5 exons.
AUGCUACGGUCCCGGCUGCCCAGUGUCUCAGUUGGAGGAGAGUAUGGCAAAGGACUUUUCGGCAGGGAAAUGGGACCUUUACAAGACCAGCUUUGCCAUGGAGAAUACGACUUACUCAAGUUUGCUCCCAUGUUGGAAAGUGACUUUGUACAGGUUAGUAAGAGAGGAGAAGUGAUUGACGUGCACAAUCAAAUUCAGACUGUGACUGUUGCAGUAGCCUGCACAAGCCCCAGUCUGCUGGUCCCCAAUGUGUUACUUCUGGCUCGUUCCAUCUUUCCCCCUGAGGAGUCUCCAACAAAACUUAAAUCCUUCUUUCAUCCACGCCGCCCAGCUAAGAGAUAUGAGCUCACCAGGCUUUUUCCUCUGUGUCUAGUUAGGAUCUCAAUCCACAAUCCAGAGAAGAAGCAGCUACGAUUCAAGCUGGCAAGUGGCCGAACCUUUUAUCUGCAGCUCUGUCCCCAGCCUAGCACCCAGGAAGAUAUCUUUGGCCUGUGGGUCAAGGUUGUCAAUAUGCUGCGAUCACCUUUAGACUUGAGCAAAAAGCCUUACCGCAAGACCAAACAUGAAACCUCAAGGUCAAAGAGUCCAGAAGGAUCCUUAAAUGUAGAAGAAAAACUGAGUGAACAGAGUGUAUACUUAGCAUCUGAAACUCCCAGCCUUAUCCAUGAAGAGGUUGCAAUUUUUCUCGCCAUGUAG